Molecule: messenger RNA, 886 nt
Organism: Malus domestica (apple)
Lineage: Eukaryota; Viridiplantae; Streptophyta; Magnoliopsida; Rosales; Rosaceae
Product: myb-related protein Myb4-like
Source: RefSeq, marked provisional
CACACUCGCUAACAGUCUGCCCGGUGCGACACCGUAAGCACAUUGGGUACGGAGGCGGCAGAGAACUCACUGAAUCGGAGAUAGAAGAUGGCGAAAAGGACUCAGCGGUGUGAGAAGACGGUAGCUGUGAAGAAGGGUCCAUGGAGUCCUGAGGAGGAUCACAAGUUGGUAGCUUACAUUCAAAGAUAUGGAAUUUGGAAUUGGAGUCGGAUGCCUAAACCAGCUGGUCUGGCCAGGUCCGGGAAGAGUUGUAGACUUCGUUGGGUGAAUUACCUAAGGCCGGAUAUUAAGCGUGGGAACUUCGGCAAAGACGAAGUGGAAACCAUACUUGAGUUGCAUCAAGCAAUAGGAAACCGAUGGUCUGCUAUUGCAGCAAGGCUUCCCGGAAGAACGGACAAUGAGAUUAAGAAUUACUGGCACACCCACAUGAAAAAACGCUUCAAGGCGGGGAUUGAAUCAGUACACGAAGAAGCAAAAGGGUCCGGUGACAAGGAAGCCAGCAAGAACAAGUUAUCUGAAGCUGGACAACUCUUUCUUGUUGAUGAAGCUACGAAGGUAGCAUCAUUAAAGUCGGAGGCAACUUGUUCAGCUUCAUCGAGCGUAUACUUUCCCGUUUGGGAAUUCGACGAUCAAAAAGGCCAGAUUGCAGAGCAAAGUGUUUGUGCAUCUGAUGUCACAUUUGGUGAGCUUCAAAGUUUGGAUUCUCAAGUGUGGCAGCAAGAGCCUAUAUUUCCAUGUGAUUCCUACAUUAAUCAUGUCACCAGUGAUUACUGGGUCAGUUUAAUCGAUAAAACAGGAUGAGUUAGAUUAAUUAAAAGUGUUUGAACUUUGAAUAAGCGGAAAUCGUAAUGUCUUGUGUAUUUGGAUGCUUAAGUACAGCAGUCAA